Molecule: messenger RNA, 1521 nt
Organism: Parathielavia appendiculata
Lineage: Eukaryota; Fungi; Ascomycota; Sordariomycetes; Sordariales; Chaetomiaceae
Exons: 6
Coding region: 1-1521 (506 amino acids)
Source: RefSeq, a predicted model, not a curated record
AUGCCUCGUCCUCCGCGUCUCAAUUGGGAACAGCAUCGUCCCCAGAUCACCAGCUUGUACCAGUCUGGUGCAACCUCUCAGGCUAUUACAUCUUAUCUUCUUGAUGAAACCGGAGUCUCAAUCACUCCUACGCAUCUUCGUCGUCUUCUCCAGUCAUGGGGUGUACCGCGCCAGCGCCCUAGAACAGAAGUGACUCCUGACCUUAAGGAGCGAAUUGAAGCACUCUUCUUUCAGCAUGCCUUAACAGAUGCCGAGAUUGUAAAGGCUUUAGAACAAGAAGGAACGAAGAUCUCGAGUCGCAAAGUUCAGGAGAUUCGAUGGGAAAUUGGUUUAUACAGACGUCAUAACGCAGAGCAACUUGCAACUGCAAUGGCCGAAGUCCGCGAGUUCUUCGAAGGAGAGCGCACUACUACAAACAUUGUUCGCCAUAUGGGAUAUCGUUCCCUUUACGUCCAUAUGCGCCAGCGUUUCUUCAACAUCCCACGCGACUCUUUACGGGCAGUGUACGCUGAGUUUCACGAAGAUGCAAUUGCACAUCGUCGUGCCCGUGCUGAACGCAAGCGGUCUGGUUGGACUGUACCAGGCCCCAACUACAUCUGGUCCGUUGAUGGGUAUUUAUAUUGCAAGUUGGAAUACUUUGGUAUCGAGAUCUAUGCAGGGAUUGACGCGUACUCUCGAUACAUUACAUGGUUCUACAUCGGAGUCUCUGCAAGAACAGCUCGAAACGUCUUUGCACAGUACAUUGCUGUGCUAAGCUCUUACGGGUUUAUGCCGUUAGCUCUCCGUUCAGACCAUGGAGUUGAAACGACACUCCAUGCAGGGACACAGUACCUUCUCGCUUCCGAGAUGGAGUUCGCGGACUGCUUCAUCUACGGUGAUGGAACGAAGAAUGUAAAGAUUGAGCGGUGGUGGGGAGAAUUGUGUCAAGGUCGUUCAAUGUUCUGGCGAAACUUCUUUAGCCGGCUGCAAGAUGAAGGUCUCUUUUCUCGUACUCGGAUUGAAGAUCGCGUUGCAUUACUUUACUGGUAUAUGCCACGUAUCCGGUACGAGUUUAUAGACUUCGUCAAGCUUUGGAACAGUCAUCGUAUCCGAAAGCAACGCAACAGGACACACGUUGUGUCUGGCAAGCCAUAUUGUCUCUGGUCAUUCAGCAAGGCUACAGACUACCGUGUACCAGUACCGCCCGAAACGCUUGCAGAACUGCAGCGUAUUGUGGACUGGGACAAAGUAGAUCUCGACGAGUAUUUGCCUCCGAGGACAAUGGACACUUGUAACAACAUUGUUGCAUCCUGGGGUGAGCUGCCUAGUACUGUCUCUGAGGACCAACCAUACUUAGAGCAGUAUAUUCGGCUCAGGGAUCAGCUCAGAGACUAUAACAGGGCACAGACGGAACCACGGCUCUCUCUCGUUGAGCACCCUGUUGGAGGUCUUGAUCACAUUCGUUCCUUCUUCGACGAACAGCGUAUUGAUUUAGAUAGAGUGAAUCAGGUGGAGAGAGAGGAGAUUGGAACUGAUUUCUAA